AUGGGCAGCCCAUUUAAAAUAAUUAAAUCAAGGACCUCCCCCUUUUUCUUAAAAAUUUUCAAAAAUCGGCCCACAACCAAGCCCAACACUCGGCCCAAAUUCUCAAGCCCUACAUCUCAACCCUCAAAGCCCAACCCCCUUCCCUUCUUUUCCCCCUCAGCCGCUACACACACGCACACACUCAUACAAUUUGCAGAUCUCACUCCCUCUCUCUCUCUCGGACUUCACGGCCGCGUGCCACCAUCCCGGCGACGAGCGCCGCUCUGUCAUCCUCACCAUCACCCUCGAUUCUCCCUCUCUUUCGGACCUCCGGUGAUUUCAGCAGCGAUCAGCCGCUGCCCCACCUUCUAUUUGUGCAGAAUCCGACGGCCGCCGCAGCUGAAGCUAGCCACCGUCGAUCCGCCCCUCUCCCUUGAAUCUCCGGCCACCGCCCGUAGAUCAGGCGACGCCACUUCUGACUCUCUCGACUCCGGCAGUAGCAGCUUUCGUAGCCACCACCACCGCCGUCGUCCUCCGCCGAACAGCCCCGCUGUCCAGCCGCUCACCACCAUCUCAGCCCCGACCAUCUCUCUCAAACCUUUUUCCCUCGCUCGUUCUUCUCUGUUAACGGAAACAGAACAGCAGACGCCCCGCCGUGGUUGGAGUCAACGGCGGGUCUGCCGCCGCCACGCCAUCACCGGCGAGCUUCCCGGGCCGCCGACUUCUGCCCUCGACACUCACACACAUACACAUGGGCUUAGCACAAAAAUUUAACCACAAUUAAAAGUAGGAUUAGGGCAGAUUUGUAUUACUAAACUGUAAAUUGUUUAAUGACAAUUUCUUAUUAAAGCUUCUAGAUCUGUAAAUUAUUAUUCUUCCUUCAGUUAUCUGUACAGUAAUUUCAAUUCAAGAACAACUCAUAACGUAUUCAUAGUUA
Molecule: messenger RNA, 916 nt
Organism: Salvia miltiorrhiza (redroot sage)
Lineage: Eukaryota; Viridiplantae; Streptophyta; Magnoliopsida; Lamiales; Lamiaceae
Exons: 3
Coding region: 1-753 (250 amino acids)
Source: RefSeq, a predicted model, not a curated record